Messenger RNA from Aspergillus glaucus CBS 516.65, 1780 nucleotides. RefSeq lists its product as uncharacterized. Lineage: Eukaryota; Fungi; Ascomycota; Eurotiomycetes; Eurotiales; Aspergillaceae. The coding region runs from base 240 to 1280 and encodes 346 amino acids. The transcript is spliced from 3 exons. The record is from RefSeq and is a predicted model, not a curated record.
GAACUGUUUGUCUGGACUGAGAGUAUUUGUCUAUCUCAUCAUUCAUUAUUAAAGUCUGUACAAUUGUGCCUCAUAUAGCGUUUAAUCAUUCCAUUCGAUUGACGGCCACUUGGACCUGGGCGUGCAUUUGUCUUACCAUUUGCCCCGGCUUGCAACAUCAACGGAUCGAUAAAACACCCGGGCUAUUUGAAAACGGUGGCCAGGGUCUGCAGCUUAUUGAUCCUGUGAUCGUAAUCGCCAUGACUACAAAUUAUUCGGAUCCGAAAUCCCUGGCUACUCUAACGGCUACAGUCAACCAAGCGCUCAUAGAGACUGGACGAUUCUUUCGAUCAUCUGGUUCGAUUCAAUCCAGAGCUCAGCUAAAACGGUCUAUUCCGGCCUCCCAUGAACAAUUUCAAUUUGCAUUGGAUGAUCUCUCGGAACAGAUUUUCCUUGCCAAGGCGUUUCUAGAGCGCGACUAUGAGGCAAUCCGAGCGACAAAGACAGAAAGCCAGGCAGCUCAAGAUGUGGCAAUGGGCGAAACAGGGGUGAAGCCGGAACCGGAAACUGGAGAGCAAGUGCCAGAAAAAGCAGAAAAGGAGGUCGAUAUCAAGACCGAACAAACUACAGAAGACGUGACUACGAACCCACCGGCACCAGCAGCCGCAGAACCGAGUCAACCCGACGAACCCGAUCAGCCUGUGAAGGUCGAAAAGCCAGGCGAAACUCCUGCGGUUCCAGACCAAUCAACCGCGGAAACCAAGUUUGACACCGGACAGAACGAGACAGCGGGAGGCGAAACGAAUGACUUUGAUCUUCAUUUAGACUUUGGCGAUGAUGAGAUCGAGAACCAGAACUUCCUCAAUAUGAACACGGGUGGUGGCGCGAACGAAACCGAUGAGUUUGGAAAUAGUAUCACGGCUGGGGGUGACGCAUUUGACUUGGAAUUUGAGAAAGCCGGUGCGGGUGCUGGAGGAGAGCAGCAGCAGCAGCAGCAGCAGCGACAACAGCAACAACAGCAACAACAGCAACAACAGCAACAACAGCAACAACAGCAACAACAGCAACAACAGCAACAACAGCAACAACAGCAACAACAGCCACAACAGCCACAACAGCCACAACAGCCACAAACAGGGACGGAUUCUCAGACCGGGGAACAAUCGGAGGAUAUCAUGGCGCCUGGAGAGUCCAGCUUUGAUGACCUGUUCAUGGGCAGUGGGGAAAUGGGCGAUCAGGGACUGCUGGAGGGGGAUGAACUGAUGAACAUUGAGGAGUUGGAUGACAACUGGUUUACAUGAUUGGUGUACCUGGCCAACGUUCAAUCUGAGACAUUUUGAUUGUCAAUGCUGUCAAUGCCACUGUACGAGUACGAGUACAUCGGAGUAUAGAGCCAAGAAAGGAAGAGAGGGAAAAUAAGUAAAAUAAAAACAAAACAGGCGCCCUACUAAUCCGAGGGGCCCGAGUCAUCGCCCCAGGUCCAGAACAACGGCAAUGAGGUCAUUUGAGCUGUCAGUCUGAUAAUGCAGGAAAGUCAUAAUGCGGAGGAAUAUCCACGCUUGCAUAUGCUAAUACAUCAUUGGGGUAUUAAUCUCUUCCUUCCGAGGAGAAGAACCGGUGAGCUCUGCCUAGAUAGACUAGUACAGUAGUAUAGAUUAUUCUCUCAAAUACGUACCCCUACUAUUACCGUGUUGAGAGAAUUGGGCCGAGGAUCCCCCGCAUACUAUAAGAGGCAAUUGGGAAGAGAGACAAACGCUGCAAACAGUUCCCAAUCUGCAUUGCCGGGAUAUCCGCAUUGGGG